AUGACAGCAGAAGAGAAAGAAGAGAUGGAAGAAAUUCCAUAUGCAAUGGCUUUGGGGUGUCUCAUGUAUGUCAUGGUUAGCACAAGACCUGACAUUGCUCAUGAUUUAAGCAUAUUGAGUAGGUUCAUGUCAAAUCCUGGGAUAAACCAUUGGAGGGCACUCAAAUGGUUGUUGAGAUAUUUGAGAGGGACAUCGGAUAUUGGAUUGACUUACAAAAGAGUUUCAGAGAAAGUAACUUUGAAAGGAUAUGUUGAUGUUGAUUGUGCAUCAAGCAAGGAUACUAGAAGAUCUACUACAUCUUAUGUGUUUCAAACUAAUGGAGAUUGUAUUAGUUGGAAUUCACAACUCCAAUCCGUAGUAGCACUUUCAGCUACAGAGGCAGAAUUCAUGGCGACCACAGAGGCAUUCAAAGAAGCAAUAUGGCUACAAGGAAUUUUGAAGGAGUUGAAGCUUCUAGUAGGAAAGGCAAGGGUAUAUUCUGACAGCCAAUCCUCGAUUCAUUUGUGCAAGAAUCCAGUGUACCACGAGAAGACAAAACAAAUUGAUAUUCGGUUGUUUUGGAUAAGGGAGAAGAUAGAAGAAGAAGUAAUCGAGUUGGAGAAAGUGAAGUCAGAAGAGAACCCUGCUGAUAUUGGCACUAACGUUUUACCUGUUAGUAAGUUCAAGCGUUGCUUGGACUUACUCAACCUUAGUUGCUAA
This is a messenger RNA of Cannabis sativa, 699 nucleotides long. Its product is annotated as secreted RxLR effector protein 161-like. Gene Ontology annotation, molecular function: nucleic acid binding. The coding region runs from base 1 to 699 and encodes 232 amino acids. The transcript has a single exon. Lineage: Eukaryota; Viridiplantae; Streptophyta; Magnoliopsida; Rosales; Cannabaceae. The record is from RefSeq and is a predicted model, not a curated record.